CAGCAGGUCAUUGAAUGGAGUUCUUAUAUGAAAAGGCGAGGGUGAAAAAUAUAUAGGUCUUCCUUUGCUGUCAAAAGAAGUGGACUCCGCUUCCAGGAUAUGUUCAGUGGUCGAAUGUCGAAGAGGCUGUCGAAGAGGUAUUUCCUAUGGCUGGCUGGCAUCUGUACUUUUGCUUCCUUCUUCCUGGUAUGGUGGCAAUGGCAAGAGGCGUCCUCCGUGCCAGAUCAACAACACGGACUGUACGCGCUGCCUCAACCACUCGAAGAGAGGCGGCACACCAUCACGCGCAUCCGUAACUCAGCACACCUCAUGGUGUCUGCGUUUCAGGACCACCGGAGAGGCGGGGCCAUCCGGGUGAUCGGCAUCAUCAAGAGGGAGGAGCUUCAGCAGUUGUACUGCGUGCUCUGCAUUCGUACUGCUGCAGCUGGUGAUCUGUGUGGGUCUUCAGAGGCACAAGUUGAAAUACACAGCGACCACUUUGACUUUCCUUACGGCACAUCAGACAUAUUGUGCAGUAGCCCGUGGUCCACCAAGGCCACACAUGUCAGCAUAACGACUGACCCCCGGGUCGUGCAGAGUUUAGAAUAUUUGCCCAUACAAAACAAGGAGCAGAGAGGGGAAUCGUUCAAAUACGAUUUCACCGUGUGCAUAUCCAACCUCUUUGGGGACUUCGACAAUGCCCUGCAGGUCGUGCAGACAAUGGAGGUCUACAAGCUGCUUGGCGUUGAGCGAGUGGUCAUGUACAACACCAGCUGUGGGCCAGCUCUGGAGAAAGCACUCCAGCGUUACAAGCGAGAGGGCUUGCUGGAGGUCGUGGAUUGGCCAAUAGACAAGUUCCUGAAGCCCUCUCAUGGGUGGAAGCCCAGCAUCUCGCCCGGGGACCUUCAUUAUUACGGCCAGCUGACCACGCUUAACGAAUGCAUAUACAGACACAUGUACCAGUCGCGAUACCUUCUCCUGAACGACAUUGACGAGAUUAUUAUGCCGUACGAACACGCCAGCCUAGGGGACUUAAUGGACGCCUUGCAGGAGCAGUAUCCUGACGCCGGGGUCUUCAAAGUGGAGAACCCCAUUUUCCCCAAAACCCAGUUUGACGACAGCGGGCGGUUUAGCCGUCCCGAGUGGAAGGGUGUGCCGGGGUUAAACAUCCUGGAACACAUUUACCGCGAGCCCGAACUUCACCAGAACAUGACCGUCAGGCCCUUCAAGAUGAUCGUCGACCCUCGCCGCGUGGAGCAGACGUCCGUGCACACGCCACUGAAGCACUUUGGACCCUUCGUCUAUGUCCCGUUUAACGUGUCCCACAUAAUUCAUGUGAGGUCGCCGCUGCAGAGAAAGCUCAGCAAGGAGCAGCUGAUUAAAGACGAUAAGCUGUGGGAGUUUGAGCAGGAGCUGAUUCCCAACGUCAAUCGUGUACUGAAGGAGUCAGGUCUGCUCUAAUCUGGGGUGCGUUUCUCCAAAGCAUAGUUGUUAGCCAGUUAGCAACUUGGGUAGUUGUCAAUGGGAAAUUGCAUUGUAAACAACAAAGUAGCUAACAUAGUAUAGCAACUACCGUUUCGAGAAAUGCACCCCUUUUUGACUGCCAGACAGGUCCAGUUUAUUGUGGCACAUUUCUUUAGUCACUUUUCUGGAUAGAACCAUCCAUAAUUAAUCAGUGCCUCUUAAAGUUGAUGGGGCAGGUUAAAUAAUUCCACCAUUAUUUUCACCACCAGUAUUUCCACCAUUUUCUUGUUGGCAAACACAUUUACACCAUUAUCCGUUUUGGUUGGGUACCGCAAAACCUAAUUACGAAAGAGUGACUGUUCUUCUUCCCCAUAAAGCAGUGCAUUGCGUCAUGUUGCUGUGUGUGCG
Messenger RNA from Engraulis encrasicolus (European anchovy), 1851 nucleotides. RefSeq lists its product as uncharacterized. Gene Ontology annotation, cellular component: cytoplasm. NCBI's taxonomy places the organism in Eukaryota, Metazoa, Chordata, Actinopteri, Clupeiformes, Engraulidae. Gene Ontology annotation, molecular function: glycosyltransferase activity. The record is from RefSeq and is a predicted model, not a curated record. The transcript is spliced from 2 exons. The coding region runs from base 100 to 1440 and encodes 446 amino acids.